AUGGCUUCCAACUCACAAGAACAUACCAACAGACUCAUUCACGAAAAGAGCCCUUAUUUACUGGUACGUGUCACUCGUCAAUGGCCUCAAUCAACACGGUACGUGCUUUUGUCAAUGGUUAAGAAUGUGUGGUCAAUUGACUCGAUGCCUUGUUUUAUUAUGCUUCUUGUGUUUUAUCAAGCUCAUAACCCGGUUGACUGGUAUCCAUGGGGAGAAGAAGCUUUCCAAAAAGCACGCGAUGAGAACAAGCCGAUCUUUUUGAGUGUGGGAUAUAGUACAUGCCAUUGGUGCCAUGUUAUGGAGCAUGAAUCUUUUGAAAACGAUCGAGUAGCCGAGAUCAUGAACAAGUACUUUGUCAACAUCAAAGUGGAUCGCGAAGAAAAUCCAGGGGUGGAUCGUUUCUAUAUGACAUUUGUACAAUUGACAACAGGUGGCGGAGGUUGGCCAAUGUCAGUUUUUCUCACGCCUGAUCUUCAACCAUUCAUGGGUGCUACCUAUUUCCCUCCCGAGGACAAGUUUGGUCGACCUGGCUUCAAGACUAUCUUGACACGCAUUGCUCAAAUUUGGGCUGCUUCUCCUGAAAAGCUGAAACAAGCGGGAAAGAGCACUGUUGCACAGCUCAAAGCUUAUGUCGAGUCGAAACCCCCUGGAUCAUCCUCGGCAAGUGCAUUGACACCUUGGAGCACGGCUGAAGAUACAUUUGAUCAUUUCGAAUCCAGCUUUGACGAGAAACAAGGUGGAUUUGGUGGCGCGCCCAAGUUUCCAACCCCUGUGCAAUUGUUAUUCCUUCUUGACUACUAUGGCUAUCAGCAUAAACCCAAUGAUGCAAGGAAAGCACUCGACAUGGUGUUAUUUACUCUUCGUAAAAUUGCUGCUGGUGGUAUUCAUGAUCAUGUUGGAAGUGGUUUUCAUCGGUACAGUACGGAUGAUCAUUGGCAUGUGCCCCAUUUCGAGAAGAUGCUGUAUGAUCAAGCACAACUACUUAUGGUGUAUUCACGAGCGUAUCAAAUCACCAAGGAUGAGCUUUACGCUGAUGUUGUCAAGGAUAUUGUGCGAUACGUGUCACGAGAUCUUUUGCAUGGUGACGGUGGAUUUUACGCUGCCGAAGAUGCCGAUUCAUUGCCUACUGCCGAAGCUACAAAGAAAAAAGAGGGCGCGUUCUGUGUAUGGGAGGCUGGAGAGUUGGUGGACAUAUUGGGUGAUGACGCUGCUGCAUUGUUUUCGUAUCGGUAUGGCGUAAAGGAACAAGGCAAUGUUGAUCCAGAACAAGAUCCUCAUAAUGAACUUGAGAAAAAGAAUGUCCUGUUCGAACAACACUCAAUCAAGGAGACCGCCCAAAAAUUCGCUGCAUCUGAAGAAUCAGUGUCGAGUAUCUUGCAAGAUUCCCUCUCCAAGCUGCUGAAAUACCGCCAAACUUCUCGUCCAAAGCCCCACCUGGAUGAUAAGAUUUUGACAUCGUGGAAUGGAUUGAUGAUUUCGGGAUUGGCACAAGCAGCGCGCAUUUUGGACGACUCAUCCAUGUUGGAACUUGCAACUCGAGCAGCCACCUUCAUUCGCAACAAUUUGUAUGAUGAGAGCAAAAAGACAUUGCUGCGCAGCUACAGGGAAGGUCCAUCAUCGAUCGAUGGUUUCUUGGAUGACUACAGCUAUAUGAUUAUGGGCUUGAUCGAUCUCUAUCAGGCGACAUUUGAUCAACAAUGGCUCCAAUGGGCAUAUGACUUGCAGCUGAAACAAAAUGACUUGUUUUACGACAAUGACAAUGGUGGAUUUUUCAGUGUAAAGCGAGAUGACCAAUCGAUACUGGUGCGGCUCAAAGAUGAGCAAGAUGGAGCUGAACCAUCAGCCAAUGCUGUCUCUGUGGCCAAUCUUUGUAUACUUGGUACAUUGCUACAAAAUCUAUCAUUAUCAGAUAUGGCACAAAAGACGAUACAAGCUUUUGAAUCAACAUUGGCCAAACUCGCAUUCAGCAUGCCGUAUUUCGUAUCAUCAUUCUUGUUGGUUACCAUUGGGAUCAAGGAGAUCAUCCUUGCUGGUGACGAUAAGAAUAUGGAAAGGAUGCAUACGUUUCAACGGGCUAUCAAUCGUGUCUUCAUUCCUAACAAGCUGGUUGUCAACGUGGUGCUUGGGAAGAGUGAUGGAGUACUUCAGGAAAAGAAUACUGUGAUUCGGGAUAUUGCAAACAAAAGUGCAGACGAUGUCAAUGGCGUAUCGGCUUUUAUUUGCGAGAAUUUUGCAUGUGGCAUGCCGAUUCAAGAUCUCGACAAGGUCAUUAGCAAUCUCACUUCUCAUUACUCAUAG
Molecule: messenger RNA, 2298 nt
Organism: Lichtheimia ornata
Lineage: Eukaryota; Fungi; Mucoromycota; Mucoromycetes; Mucorales; Lichtheimiaceae
Exons: 18
Coding region: 1-2298 (765 amino acids)
Biological process (GO): carbohydrate metabolic process
Source: RefSeq, a predicted model, not a curated record